CCUCUCGUUUUCUGUCAACCAAAAGCAAAAAAGAAGAAAAGAAAACUUCGUCUCAUCUGUAGGGACAGAGAGGGAAGGGAAGGGGAUCCAGAGAGCGAGAGAGCCACCGUGUUCUAGGGUUUUCUCGCGCGGCGAUGGUGAUGGCGGCGGCGAUGGCGGCGGCGAGGGCGGCGGCCAGGACACCCGUCAGCGCGGCGACGAGGAUCGUGCAGCGGAGGCUCGGCACCUCAUCCACCGGCAGGAAGGACGACGCCGACAACGUCGACAUCAUCAACCAAGCAAUUACAUUGGCAAAGAGUAGUGAUGGAAAGAAGGUGGUGAACAGCAUUCUGAUCACACUUGGAAUCACUUCUUUCGUUCAUUGGACUGUGUCGACACUUACAGCUCACGCUGAAAAUGAAACUGGUGAGAAGGUGAUACAGCAAGAUGAGUCCAAUAAAGCAUUUCAAUUUGGGAUCGAAAAGGAGCCGCUGCAGCUGGAUACCAAACUCUGAAUCAUUCUCGGAUGAGAAGGUUGCCGCUCAGUCAUCAGCAUGGUGGCCUUGAGAACAACAAAACAUAUAAUUUGUACUAGCAGCUCGGUACCUGGUGGUGUUGAAGAACCGCAUAUAAUUCCCAGGAUGAGAACAUGUUUAUUAUAUUUCUCUCCGUUAAUUCAAACUUCGGUUACUCUAUGCCUAUUUAUCUCGUGUUGGCUGUACUAGUAGCUUACACUUUGGUUGUUGUAGAGCCUAUGCACUCAGGGCAUCUCCAACCCUGAGAACAUGUUUAUUAUAUUUCUCUCCGUUAAUUCAAACUUCGGUUACUCUA
Messenger RNA from Lolium rigidum, 810 nucleotides. RefSeq lists its product as uncharacterized. Bases 135 to 494 code for a protein of 119 amino acids. The record is from RefSeq and is a predicted model, not a curated record. The transcript is spliced from 2 exons. Lineage: Eukaryota; Viridiplantae; Streptophyta; Magnoliopsida; Poales; Poaceae.